ACAUUUUAAUAUUAUUUAAUGUAAAGAGAUUUCAAAAGUUAUAAAGUAUAUUAAAAACAGGAGAUAAUAUUUAUAUAAUAUUUUUAAGUGUUAAAGAUAUUGUUACCUUACAAUACUUAUUUCCACUUGUUCACAUAUAAGUUUGUAGCAUGACCUCAGUAGUGCAUUGUUAUGAUGAAUGAAGAAUGGCGGACGUUGUCAUUUUACGAUAUUUGUUCACAUUUCUAUUGAUAAAUGCUUGUUACGCGGGUCUACCCGGUUUGGAAGAAGAUGGAGUGUCGGGCAGCACUCAGGGACCUGACAAUCAGCUAUUGGAUGACCCUAUCUCCAUACAAAAGAUGAUGGUACAGCAACCCAGAUAUAAAUGCCAUCAAUGCGAGGAGCCGGAGUGCGGCUCGGGCCCGCACGAGGUGUGCCACGAGGCGCUGUACUGCUUCAAGUCGUCGGUGCGGGACUCGGACGGGGAGCUGCGGUACACCAGGGGGUGCUCCACGCAGACCGCGCACUACCAGUUCACUUGUAGGACUAAUACGCCUCAGCAGAGCCUCCGCAAGCGUCACGCGGGCUUCCACAACGUGACGUGCUGCCAGGGCGACCUGUGCAACGCGGGCAAGUUCCCCGAGCUGCCGCCGCUGCCCGACACCGCCAUCGAGCCGCUGCCCACCAACGCCUGGAAGCUGUGGGCCAGCGUCGCCGCCUCCGUGCUCAUCGUCAGCGCUAUCGGCGCCAUGGCUAUAUUUGUGCUGCGGAGGAGUCACAGAUUACGUGUAUCUCGCGCGGCGCUACACAAGCUGGGCGCGGACUCCAAUUACUUCUCGUCCAAUAUGUACAGUCCACAUGUCACCAGUGCCUACUAUGAAGGCAUGGAAGGCUCCCAAACCGGAGUAGGAGUGCGAGCGACGGCGGCCGGCGACUCCACGCUGCGGGAGUACCUGGAGUGCUCGGUGACGAGCGGCUCGGGCUCCGGCUUGCCGCUCAUGGUGCAGAGGACUCUUGCCAAGCAGGUCUCGCUGUGCCACUGUGUUGGGAAGGGUCGUUACGGCGAGGUGUGGCGCGGCUCGUGGUACGCGGACAGCGUGGCGGUGAAGAUCUUCUUCUCGCGCGACGAGGCCAGCUGGCGCCGCGAGACCGAGAUAUACUCCACCGUGCUGCUCAGACAUGAUAAUAUACUGGCUUAUAUCGGCAGUGAUAUGACUAGUAGGGGUAGUUGCACGCAGUUAUGGCUGAUCACCCACUUUCACCCGCUGGGCUCGUUGUACGAGCACUUGAACAGGACGACGUUGACACGUAAUCAGAUGAUGGCCAUUUGUCUGUCGGCCGUCAACGGGCUGCUGCAUCUACACACUGAGAUACAUGGUACACAGGGCAAGCCAGCUAUAGCACACCGGGACAUCAAAAGCAAGAACAUCCUGGUGAAAGUGAACGGCGACGUGUGUAUAGCAGACCUCGGGCUGGCCGUGACCCGGGCACACGUGGCGGCCGGCGUCUCGCACAACCCGCGCCAGGGCACCAAGCGGUACAUGAGCCCAGAGAUGCUGGACCAGAGCAUAAACACUCAAUGCUUCGAGUCGUUCCUGAAGUGCGACAUCUACGCGCUCGGGCUCGUGCUGUGGGAGACCGCCCGCCGCGUGGCGCCCGCGCACGAGCACCGGCCCCCCUACUACGAGCUCGCCGCGCCUGAUCCUAGCUUCGAUGAUAUGAGGAAGAUCGUCUGUGUUGACGCCGCCAGGCCCGAGCCGCCUGAUGAUCCGCAUCCAACGAUGGUAGGCAUGGCGGCACUGAUGCGCGAGUGCUGGCACCAGAACCCGUCGGUGCGUCUGCCGGCGCUGCGCAUCAAGAAGACGCUGCUCAAGCUCGCCGCCAACGACAACAGCAUACGCCUCAACGAGGACAACGAGGUCUCCGUCUAAAUGUUCUGGAGUGUUCCAGGAACUUCUAGAACGUUCCGGAAACUUUCGGAAAAUUCUAGAAUGAGUCUCCUUGUUCUAGACUGAAACUAAGCCGAUGUGGUGUAACCAAUAUUCUUAAGAAAGACUCAUAGAAUGAGGUGUAAUUUUAAAAUAUCAAAUACACCCUAAAAAAAAAUGGUUAUUAGUUUGGUGAAACUGCGUGAUAGAAAAAGGUACACACUAAAGACUAUUUUCUUAGACUUAAUUUGCUGUUUUGGCUUGACAAAUCUUGAUUUAAUUUUGUAUUUGUGACAAUUUUCUAAUUCUGUUAUCAGUAACUAUAUAAAUCAUGCUUAGAAAAUAACAAUAUUUUGUUGGACAAUAUGUUCUGUUCAAACCACAACAGAUAUGGUCCAGCAGUUUCAGAUUAACAAACACACAGACAGUUGAAGCGUAUGUCCACGAUAGCUUUUCUUAAAAGUAAACAUAAUGCUUAUUAUUUAUAGCAUAGUAUCGAGUUAAUGAGACUUCUGCGUCGGCAGUCAUAGAAUACUAAAACGUAGUGGUUUAUACAUGGGACUUGAUAUUAUAUGGGGUAUCAAAAUCAAAAAUAGUUUAUUCAGGUAGACUGAAAAACAGCACUUUUCGAAAGUCAGAAUUACAUGAGAAUAUAUACCUACGGACUUAUAAUUAUGUAAUUGAUAAUGUGCUUCAGGCAUGCACAGACCGGCAAAAAGUGAGGAACUAAUCACCUCACAGCACCUGUAGGCUCCUGGUUGAAAAAAAAAACUUCUCUAUAAAGAGAUUCUUAAUUCGAAUGUUUUUCUUUAUAAUAAAUUGCAUUAAUGACAUAGCAAUAAUUUAAAAACACUCUUAAAACCUUAAACUUGCUGGAUCUUUAGUGCUCUUUAUAAAAUUAAAUGAAUCUUCAUACAAUAUCAAGUCUCUAAUUAGUUACUUAAUCGUGAAGUGCCGAAUAGUAUUUGUAAUUAGAUGUAAAUGUAAAAAUAUAUAAUAAUACUGUAAAUAUUUAAUUUUUUAAGUUUUUUUUUACUCAUACUAAUUAAUUUUAUUGCUGUGGACUUUGAUAUGUUUGUUGAGAAUCUCGUUAAUUUUAAUUUUGAAUUUUGCAUCCGUUUUUAUAAAACCAACAACCUAUCUUGAACAUUCGGAAAAAUACUUCUAUGUAUAUCAAUUUGAGAAUAUAAUAAAGUCACAUUAUUACAGCUAUUUAAGUAGACAAAUAAUAUCAAAAUCCACAAAUAUACUAAUGUUCUAAUAUACCAAACGCCACUUCUAAAUACUUACAUAUUUCCCUCAUCACAUAAUCAUGACAAAACGACAGAAAUACAUUAUAUUUUAGUAUCGUUUGAGUAUUAGAACAUUACAGUACAUCUGACGUAGCUUUGCGCGUCUGAAGGUUAGCUAAUAAGCUGCGCAGUAGACAAUCUUCUUAAAAUGUCGACUGCGCAGCGUAACAGCCAACUUCGCACUCGCAAAGAUACGUCAUUCGUAUUUUAUUCUAAGUUUAGCAAAAUUCAGCGAUAGUUCGCUUCGAGCCGACGAUGGCUUUAACAAAAUUGAGUUGCCAUAUCAUAUAUGUAUUGUAAACACCGAGUUAUUUAGCAUUUUCUAUAUAUAAGUUAAUGUAGUUCAUUGUGUGACUACUUUAUAUAAAUUGUUGGUUAAAUGACGAAAUUAUUGCACUUGUAAAUGUUGUUCAAGAGAAUAAACUUUUACACUAGUGAUUUUAGGGAAACAAUUAUUUUUAAACAUGAAAAAUUAGCAUUUUGUUAAAAAUUUAAACUUCAAAAGUAUUUGAACGACAUUUACGAGUUAAAGAAAGCUUUAUGAAAAGAAAAAUUCUAAGAAUCUCUUGUUUGUAUGAUAGAGAAGAAAGUUAACAAUAACUCACUUGUUGACGUACACUGUAGUUGUAAUGAAUUAGUUUGUAAGUGUGUACCGCUCAGUUAUAAGUAUGGUAGGAUUAAUCUGUGAAUACAAGCGUGGUAUAGCAUGUGACUGAAAUAUUGCGUAAACUUUGUUAUCAUAUAACUCUUACAGUUGUUUAAAAGAGUGCACUUGUUUUCUUUCAAUGUUUUUUUUUUCAAACUCAAAUGAUUUAGUUAUUUACUUUACAAGCACUUGUGGAUGUCAAAAAUAUAUAAGAAAAGUUGAGACACAAUAUUACAUGCACAAUAUUGCAUUCAGUUCCUGUCGUUUAUUGCCAUAUAAAAUAUAAGAUUUUAUAUUAGACUGUAGCGGAGAAAGUGCGUCCAAUUAAAAGUGCCACUUUUACCGCGAUAUCUUAUAGCUACGAUACCACGUUUGUUUCAUACAUUUUGUCUUUCCGUACUUAUAACUGAGCGGUUUGUAUGUUAAGGUUUACAGAAACAGGCAUUUAAUUCCGUUCCUUUACGAAAUACUCAAAAAGACAAUAAGUAUCCAGUGUUAGAGCUAUCCAUGGUUUUGAUCAAAAUAGAAAAUUUUCAAUGAUGGCUUUAAUACUUACCGUUUUUUAUUUCAGAUUGUAUAAUUUCAGUAGAAUUGCAGUUCAUAAGAUAUGCCAUAAAUAAAGUCAAAAAGAGUUAAAUGUGUAGUCCCAAAAUUAUUAACUGAAAUGCAAAUCUACUGAAAUUGUACAACAAACCUGUAAAAUAACUCAAGGAUUUAUUUCAGAAAACGUACAGAUAUUUAUUUGUUUUUAGAUAAAGUUUAAUUUACACAAAUAAGUAGAUUGUACCAGUUGAGAGUUCUGUGCGAAUAUUGUGUUCAGUUAUUGUAAAUAUGUAGCGGUAAUAAGCCUUAUGAUAGACGCGACGCGUCACAGUUAUGAAGAGAAAUACAUAUUUGUCUAUUA
Molecule: messenger RNA, 4749 nt
Organism: Helicoverpa zea (corn earworm)
Lineage: Eukaryota; Metazoa; Arthropoda; Insecta; Lepidoptera; Noctuidae
Gene: sax
Product: activin receptor type-1
Exons: 11
Coding region: 186-1910 (574 amino acids)
Biological process (GO): cellular response to growth factor stimulus; dorsal/ventral pattern formation; BMP signaling pathway
Cellular component (GO): plasma membrane; BMP receptor complex
Molecular function (GO): SMAD binding; transforming growth factor beta receptor activity, type I; ATP binding
Source: RefSeq, a predicted model, not a curated record